AUGGACGAUGAACGAAGAUGGGAGGAAUUAGAGGUUGACUGUCUGAUGAAUAUAUUUGGAAGAGUAGGAAUGGAGUCAUUGCUUUUGGAUGUCCCUUUUGUAUGCAAGUCAUGGCACAAAGCAACUCUAAACCCCUCAUGCUGGCAAUAUCUCAUAUUUCCUGAUCUUACUAUUAAUCAUUUUGGUUUCGACCCUACGGAUGGAUAUUGGUGUACCCUUAUUGAAAGAUUUGUAGAUGAGUAUUGGCUUGAUGAGAGCCGUUUCUCGGUGACUGCAUUUGUUAAGUUCAUUAUUAGUCGUAGCAAAGGAAAGGCUAUUACUCUCAGGCUAUCUCCAUGUGCUUCAGAAGAUGUCUUGAAAUAUGCUGCAGAUGAGUGUCCUGCCCUGAAGGGUCUGGUAUUGCCCAGCGAUUUGGUGUACCAUCAGUCGAGCACAAUUCAAGAACUAAUUGGGAAGUGGACAAAUUUGGAGGACUUGGUAUUGGGAAGCAGCUAUGAUUUGGAGCACUUCCUUGGACAGAUCUCUAUUCAUUGCAAGAACUUGUGUCUUUUGAGUGUGCUUAAUGCAGACAUUGAUCAAGAUAGCGCAAACGCAAUUGUUAGCUUCCUGCCUAAGCUUAAGCAAUUAAUCUUGAAGAAGGCAAAUAUUGAUCGGGAUGAUCUUGUGACCCUACUGCGGGGCUGCAACGAGCUUGUGCGGUUGGAUGUCAGCGAUUGUGUAGGUUUUGAUGAGGAAGAUGAAGAAAUAGCAAACCUUGCUUUUCAUAUUGCUAAUUUCAGCUCUCAGGGUUCUGCACUAUUGGGCUCCGAUGAUGAGUAUGAGUGCUAUGAGUGUGCAGAUGAUUACCAUGAUGAUCUCAGUGGAUACCGUUCUGAUUAG
Molecule: messenger RNA, 879 nt
Organism: Fragaria vesca subsp. vesca
Lineage: Eukaryota; Viridiplantae; Streptophyta; Magnoliopsida; Rosales; Rosaceae
Product: F-box/LRR-repeat protein At3g48880-like
Exons: 2
Coding region: 1-879 (292 amino acids)
Molecular function (GO): protein binding
Source: RefSeq, a predicted model, not a curated record